Eimeria acervulina is the source of this 900-nucleotide messenger RNA. RefSeq names its product UPF0202 family protein, putative. The record is from RefSeq and is a predicted model, not a curated record. Gene Ontology annotation, biological process: rRNA acetylation involved in maturation of SSU-rRNA. Gene Ontology annotation, cellular component: 90S preribosome; nucleolus. NCBI's taxonomy places the organism in Eukaryota, Apicomplexa, Conoidasida, Eucoccidiorida, Eimeriidae. Gene Ontology annotation, molecular function: 18S rRNA cytidine N-acetyltransferase activity; tRNA binding. The annotation marks the transcript as partial. The transcript is spliced from 2 exons.
GUUGCUAUUGAAGGUGCACUGUCUAGAGGCGCCAUUCGCGAGGCCUUAGGAAGGGGCCUCCGCCCUGCAGGCGAUUUGCUGCCCUGGACGUUGGCGCAGGCCUUUGGAGACGAAGAUGUGGGGCUUCUUACAGGGGCAAGGAUUGUACGGAUUGCCGUGCACCCGAGUUUACAGCGGAUGGGGUUUGGGUCUGCCGCACUGCAGCAGCUAAUUGAGUUCUUUGAAGGGAAGGGAGUGUCUCUUCAGGAGCCUCCUGAGUUUGCUGCCUUCGCCCAAGUCAAGCAAAAGCAGCAGCAGCAGCAGCAGCAGCAGCAGGAUAAGAAGAAGAAGAAAAGACGAGAAAAAGUAUCAGCCAUAAACGCGGAUAUAGAAGACCUUGAUGCUGAGGUGGGGGCAUCAGAAGAAGAGACAGAAAAGGAGACAGAAGAAGAGACAGCUGCUGAGGACGAGACGGAGACAGAGGAGACACCAGCAGCAGCAGAGUCUCCUUCCUUAAAGUCAAAGCAACGCAAGAAGGAAAAGCGUGCUGCUAAGAAGCAAGCAGCAGCAGCAGCAGCAGCAACAGCAGGAGGAUCUGCUGCUGCAGGUCUGUCUCUUCGAGAGGUGACGUACAAGCAGCUGCAGCAGAUUGCUUCUACUCCUCCUCUUCUCUGUGCAUGCAGCAGCAGCUGUCCUCCCUUUUCUAUUGAUUAUCUUGGGGCUGCCUUUGGCCUUACAGAGCCCCUGCUGCGGUUCUGGUCGCGACAAGGUUUUGUUGCUGUUCACCUAAGGCAGCAGCCCAACGAUAUAACAGGAGAGCAUAGCUGCAUUAUGCUGAUGCAGCAGAGAACCAUACAACAAAGGAGCAGAGACACCGUAGUGGACUCUUCGGGGGUAUUCAAGCAGAAGAGGAGACAGUAG